AUGGCCAACCCACCUCAUGGCGGAAUCCUGAAGGAUCUCAUUGCUCGAGAUGCCCCUCGUCAUGCUCAGCUGGUCGAGGAAUCCGACCGGCUUCCCGCGAUCAUCCUCAACGAGCGCCAAUUGUGCGAUCUCGAACUCAUUAUGAACGGUGGCUUCUCCCCACUGGAGGGUUUCAUGAACGAGAAGGAUUACAAUGGAGUUGUCGAGAACCUCAGACUGGCUAGUGGAGCGCUUUUCAGCAUGCCUAUCUGCUUGGAUGCCUCUGGAGAGAGCGUGGAGAGCUUGAAGAUCAAGCCAGGCUCCCGGCUCACUCUACGAGACUUCAGAGACGACCGUAACCUUGCGAUCCUGACAGUGGACGAUGUUUACCGACCUGACAAGCAGAAGGAGGCGCAAGAGGUGUUUGGUGGGGACCCGGAGCACCCAGCCAUUAAAUAUCUUAUGGAGAGCACCGCGGAGUUCUACAUUGGAGGCAAGGUCGAGGCCGUCAACCGACUCAACCACUACGAUUAUGUUGCUCUACGAUACACCCCCGCAGAACUGCGGUUACACUUUGAGAAGCUUGGAUGGGCCCGGGUGGUGGCUUUCCAGACCCGGAACCCCAUGCACAGGGCUCACCGUGAGCUGACAGUGCGUGCAGCUCGUGCCCGCCAGGCCAAUGUUCUCAUUCACCCUGUGGUGGGCUUGACCAAGCCUGGUGAUAUUGAUCACUUCACCCGUGUCCGUGUCUACGAGGCGCUCAUGCCGAGAUAUCCUAACGGGAUGGCCGUGCUAGGGUUGCUUGGGUUGGCCAUGCGUAUGGGUGGUCCUCGUGAAGCCAUCUGGCACGCAAUCAUUCGAAAGAACCACGGUGCCACUCAUUUCAUCAUUGGACGAGAUCAUGCCGGCCCUGGCAAGAACAGCGCCGGCAAGGACUUCUACGGUCCAUAUGAUGCUCAAUAUGCGGUGGAGAAAUACCGUGACGAGCUGGGCAUUGAAGUCGUCGAGUUUCAGAUGAUGACCUAUCUCCCUGACACCGACGAAUACAAGCCCAAGGAUGAGGUCGCUGCUGGUGUCAAGACCCUGGAUAUCUCCGGUACCGAGCUUCGACGACGUCUCCGGGUUGGCGCACCCAUCCCAGAAUGGUUCUCGUACGCAGAAGUCGUCAGGGUGCUGAGAGAGGCGCAUCCUCCCCGUGCCAAACAGGGAUUCACGAUUUUCCUGACGGGUUACCAGAACUCCGGCAAGGAUGCUGUCGCUCGAGCGCUGCAGGUCACAUUCAACGAACAGGGUGGUCGCCCUGUAUCACUGCUACUGGGUGAAACUGUCAGGCACGAGCUGUCGUCCGAGCUGGGUUUCACGCGGGAAGAUCGGGACACUAACAUUGCCCGUAUCGCCUUUGUCGCCGCUGAGCUGACCAAGGCUGGUGCAGCCGUCAUUGCUGCGCCAAUUGCACCGUUUGAUGCGGCUCGAAAGGACGCCCGGGAAACAGUGCAGAAAUACGGCAGUUUCUUCUUGGUCCAUGUCGCCACCAGCCUCGAAUACUGCGAGAAGACGGAUAAGCGUGGUGUCUAUGCGCGAGCCCGGAGGAACUCGAUCAAGAACUUCACCGGUGUUAAUGACCCGUACGAGGCUCCUAAGGAUGCGGACCUGACUGUCGACUGUGAGAAGCAGACUGUGCGAAGUAUCGUGCACGAGAUCGUCCUGAUGCUGGAAUCCCAGGGGUUCUUGGGUAGCGUGUAA
Molecule: messenger RNA, 1722 nt
Organism: Capronia coronata CBS 617.96
Lineage: Eukaryota; Fungi; Ascomycota; Eurotiomycetes; Chaetothyriales; Herpotrichiellaceae
Product: sulfate adenylyltransferase
Exons: 1
Coding region: 1-1722 (573 amino acids)
Biological process (GO): sulfur amino acid metabolic process
Cellular component (GO): cytoplasm
Molecular function (GO): sulfate adenylyltransferase (ATP) activity; ATP binding; adenylylsulfate kinase activity
Source: RefSeq, a predicted model, not a curated record